CUGAUCUGUCUGCUGCUGGACCGUCACUCUGUAAACUCAAAUUGACUCAGUUCAACUUUCUCUCUCUUUGCAUUUAUCCAUCUCUCUGGCUGUCUGACUCUCUGCUGAGAUCCUGAAGCUUCCUCAAGUUCAGACAGAAACUUGGACUUCACCACUCCAGACUGGAGACUCGCUAUUAUACACUGUAAGACCACUGGAAGACAUCUGGACCUGUGCAACCAAAUCACAUAUAAACGUCUCCUGUUGCCGGUCACUGAGAAGUUCCUCGCUCAGCAACAACUGGUGAGAGGAAGAGGAAGAGGAGAGCAGCCAGUUAACCCACUCUGCUCAAGGCUGUAAUCUGCACAUCCCACUAACGUAUCCUAAAUCAGGUGAAUCUUGAAACCUGCUGAGUGACGGCUGAGUGGUACUGAGAAAUCUGUGCUGAGCUGUGAUUGAUUAUGGCCGACUGGAGCCUGCUGGGAAACUUCCUUGAGGAAGUGCAAGAACACUCUACCUCCAUUGGCAAGGUGUGGCUGACCAUCCUGUUUAUCUUCCGUAUCCUGGUACUCGGGACGGCUGCUGAGUCAUCGUGGGGUGACGAACAGGAAGAUUUUGACUGUGACACUGAACAGCCCGGUUGCGAGAACGUCUGUUAUGACCAAGCGUUCCCUAUAGCGCAUAUACGAUACUGGGUGCUCCAGAUAGUGUUUGUGUCCACUCCCAGUCUGAUCUACAUGGGCCACGCCAUGCACAUCGUCCGCAGAGAGGAGAAGAAGAGGAGCAGAGAGGAGGAAGGGGGAGACGGGGGAGGGGGAGAGGAGGACCCGGGAGGGGGAGAAGGAGGAGGAGAGAAUCACGGAAGGAAAGGAGAGAAGGACGAAGGAAAGGAAAAAAGAGAAAGUCCAAUAACGGGUCGACUCCGUCUGAGGGGAGCUCUGCUGCAGACCUACGUUUUGAGUAUACUGAUACGAAGCAUCAUGGAGGUGGUGUUUCUUUGUCUCCAGUACUUCCUAUAUGGGAUCUUCCUCAAUCCUCUGUAUGUCUGCCAGGCCAGGCCGUGUCCACAUCCAGUCAACUGUUAUGUCUCCAGACCAACAGAGAAAAAUGUCUUCAUAGUGUUUAUGUUGGCUGUGUCGGGGGUCUCUCUGGUCCUCAGUGUCCUGGAACUGUAUCACCUGGCAUGGAGACACUGCUGCAGGCGAUUACUCUUCUCCAGGAGGACCGUCACUCCCGCCAAUGCUUUGCCGGCUCGGCAGCUCUCUCUGUCUCCUCCGCCACCAUCAACGCCGCCUCCAGAUUUCAACCAAUGUGUGACUGGCUCCUCACACUUCCUGUCGCUCCCUUUCCCCAACCACCGCUUAGCUGACCAACAAAACUCAGACAACAUGGCCACCGAGAAGCACAAAAUGGCCUCCUCUGCGGAAGACGAAAAUUUCCUCCAGAUGAACUCCUACUCGCCCGCAUGGCAGAAGACCGGCAACGGUCAGAUCCAAGACGACGAAUACCUGAGGGCCGACAUUGGCUGCUACAACCCUGGGAGCAGGGAGAUCAGCUGCCCUCAGAUCCAAAAUGGAGGGCUCUAUCAGAAAGACAAACGCAGAUUAAGCAGAACCAGCGGAACAAGCAGCCGAACGAGAGCUGACGACCUCGCCGUUUAGAAAAUAAGGCAGAAACUGACAGAUUUAACUACUCACACACAUGUAUGACCUUUUUAUUCACAAUAACACAUGCAAAUGAUACAUAUCACUACACAAAACCUCCAUUUAAUCCUGUCUGUUUUGUUCUCACUGUCAUUAAAACAAAUCGCUUCUUUAGAUAUAUGGUGGCCUUAAAAAAAGACACAAAUGGAGAACUUGAAGAUGACUUUAAAUUCCUGGCGGCUGACACAAAGACACCGACCGGACUGAAGCUCGUCAGAUUCGCAGCAGAGUGUGUUGAUGCGUUUUGAAUGUGCAAACUUGACACUGUUAUUGGUCUUUGGAGUCAACUCUAAAAAAAACUACAGCUCUUCGGGGACAAAGAUCAUGUCACGCAGCGCAGCGCUUUGGCUCAUUGACGUGUUUUUAAUAGUUUUUGGGUGACAGUAGCAGAGGUCUACGGCACAGAGGAAUGAGAUAUAUCAGGCUCUGGAUACGCACACAAUAAUUGUUUGUCAUUUGGGGUCCUCUGCAUGUAAUUAGUAGGAAAAACCAGAACAUUGGCCUGCCUCCAUUUUCCUGGAGAGAGAAAAACAGACCAACCCAUUCGCUGUCUUCCAAAAGCUUUUAUACCCUUUAACCUGCUGUCUGAGGCCAAACAGGGAGAGUCUCUGGAAUUAGUGCCACUUUGACCCAGUUGGCAUCGAUCUCCCCUCAUUCGGAGCCAAAUGGUUCUCAAUUCUACUCAAUUUCUACAAUGAUAUUAAUCAAAUUCAUCCUCUCAAGAGGCAUAUUGUUAAUGAGGUUGAUAAAGAAGUAGACAUUCCCUUCUUUGGAACUGACUGAUAUUACACACAGACAGUUUAAAGGGGAAGUACACUCCUUCUUCUCUUAAAGGGUUAAGCAGGUCAGGGAAUUAAAGUCCCCUUACAGGAAACCUGUAUGAGCAGAAAGACUAAACACAAGUGAACAAGCAUUUCUCAGACUUUUGUUUCAGUUUAGGGGUCCUUUGAUAUAAAAAAAAUUGAGAAACACUGUUUUAAAUAUUUGAAGUUUGAAGGAAGUACAGCAGUCUAACAAGCUGAAUCCGCCAUCAUGUUUUAAGUGUACUCAACCUAAGUGCCUUGUUGCCAAAUGCGUCACUCGAAUUGAUGGUAAAUGUACAGUAAUGCCAAAGAUUCACUUUUACUUUAUGAGAAGUUUUCAACUUUAUACGGCCGCAUAAUCCGUUUCUCUUUCUCAAACGUCUUCUGAUCGCAGCUCAUAGUUGAUGUAAGAGGUUCACAUCAUAGCAUACCGGGGCAGAAAUGACAAAUAUGAGUCAGAUGCUGCAACUUUAAGCAAACAUUUCUUCUAUAUUAAUAGAUUAUAAAGGUUUAGGUGGUCAAAAACUAACUGGAUAACUUCUAUCCUUCGUCUAGUUUUGUUCUACUGUUGACAAGCUGUAGCAAUGCCUGUUAUUUAGUGGUUGUUCUGAUGGUUUACAGCCCUUGAAUCUACCCAGGAAAUUAACAACUGAGCCUUAUAUCUGUGGUAGUUACGACACUGAAGGUGUUCGGAGCCAUUAGAUGCCUCCAGCGACCUUGCGUUAUACCUGCGGAAACUGUUGAAACUCCGCUCACUCGUCUGAGAGCGUCGACUUCAACGUUCCGCAAACAAAAACUGCCAUAAUUCUGUGAAACUGAUACCAAAGAAAACUUUUGUUUGUCACUCAUAGGCUGCUGUAUAUCCUAAGAGUCUAACCCGUCUCGAGCUUGUUUAAGUUUUAACUGCAGGAGUGUCUGGUUGAUAGAGACGUUAGUCCAAACCAUUUCAUCAGUGGAUGAGAAUGUGAAGCUUAAAUGCAUCAGAUGGCGUCUUGCCACCGGAAUAUUUUCACCAUGCGUACACUGCAUUGUGUGUGAGACACUGUAGUCAGUUUGGAUGACCAGCGGUGAGUCUCUAUACUUUAUUGUAUUGUGGCAAUAUCUCAUUCUGGCUAUGAGCACAGUGGACAACAAUCUCUAUAAUCUGAAAUAUAGACUGUACAGUCGCUUAACAGCACAGCAGACUACAUAUUAUCAAGUGAUCAGUGUGAUUUAAAAUUGUUGAAUAUUUCUUAUGCAUUAGUUUUGUAUUUAUUAUUCCAGUUUAAUAAUGUGAAUGUUACACAAGUUUUAAAAAAAAAAACUUUGCAAAAACUUGGCACUGUUAGUCUGUUCUUUCUCUAAAUGCUGCAACACACAGAUAACAUUCACAGUGUUGUUUAUAGGGUGGAAACAGAACAAAGAAACACAUUAGCCUGGAAGUACUCACCAGUUUGAUUUCCAACAUGCAGCAACUCUCUGGACUCGUUGUACCUCUGCAGGUUGUUGUUGUUGAAAGUUGAAACCUAUUGCUAAUAUGUAUUUAAUCAAACAGCUGCCUUAAUGUAAAGUACUUUUGUCACUGCUUGAACUGCUGGUGCAUCGUCCCUGCAGGUUUUUUUUCUUUGUGAUAUUAUGUUAUGUGAUAUAUGUGGAAAAGUCUCUAAAAGCACAAUUUACAAAGCUACUUUUGCUUUUGCUCAGUAACACUUCAAACCAAGUUCAUUCACAGUGUUUGUUUGAUGAAGGUGCAGGUUCAGUGAGGAGGCUAAAUGG
Messenger RNA from Thunnus maccoyii (southern bluefin tuna), 4240 nucleotides. RefSeq names its product gap junction alpha-5 protein-like. The transcript has 7 exons. Gene Ontology annotation, cellular component: connexin complex. Lineage: Eukaryota; Metazoa; Chordata; Actinopteri; Scombriformes; Scombridae. Bases 441 to 1640 code for a protein of 399 amino acids. The record is from RefSeq and is a predicted model, not a curated record. Gene Ontology annotation, biological process: cell communication.